CACCAGGCAGGAGGAGAAGAGGGAGACCAAAGAGGAGGUUCAUGACUGGAGGAUAUAAGGGUCGCCGCUGCAGAUCUGAUAGGGAUCUGCAUGUUGGGGCUGGAGCCUCACUGCAAAGGAAAAACCAAACAGGGACUGGCUGUUCUAUUUUAAAAGUCAGAGGAACAGGUCUAAGCUCAUCACCGGCGCACACAUACGCCGAGCAAUGCGAGCAAUGUUCCAAAGCAAAAAGGAAACUGGCUGCAGAGAUGCUAUCAUGUUUUCUGGUCUUGCAGCCACUGGAGACUGUUUGACCCCAACCUUUGAGAGACCAUGUUGCUACCAAGAAGAGAAGAAUCACCAAAAGUCUUUGGAAUCGUGGGAACUCGCUCGUGCUGAAAUGUGAGCGGUAACAGCAAAGUAUAGAACAGCUAUAGUCUGCAAAAAUGUUGAUAUUUUUAUGUCAAGUUUUAAAAACACAGUUUUAAGGUGAGCCAGUAAAUAAUGGACAACAACUUGAGUGCUGUUGUGAUGAAUGCAACCGGACCGUACCACCCUGCGGUGGGGCCCUGGAGUCUUAUCAUAUUGGUGCUCAUCAUCCUGAUCAUCGUGUUGGGGAAUCUGCUGGUCAUCGUAGCCAUAACACGUACAUCACAGCUACAGACCACAACCAACAUCUUCAUCAUGUCCCUGGCGUGUGCAGACCUCAUCAUGGGGGUCCUAGUGGUGCCUCUGGGAGCCACCAUUGUGGUGACGGGCAACUGGCAGCUCAGUGACACAUUCUGUGAGUUCUGGACUUCUGUUGACGUGCUGUGUGUAACAGCCAGCAUCGAGACGCUCUGCGUGAUUGCGGUGGAUCGCUACAUAGCCAUAACUAGGCCGCUUCGAUACAAGAUCCUUCUGAAUAAGUUGCGUGCUAGGCUAAUUGUUUGUCUGGUGUGGAUCGUGUCUGCUUUGAUUUCUUUUGUACCCAUUAUGCAAGGGUAUUGGCGCGCAGAGGAUGAUGAAGAAGCACAGAAGUGCUACAACGAUACUGCGUGCUGUGACUUUGUGACCACCAGGGCUUUUGCCAUCAUUUCGUCGAUAGUGUCUUUUUAUAUUCCACUGCUGAUAAUGAUAUUCGUCUAUGCAAGAGUCUUUCUAAUAGCGACCAGGCAGGUACAGCUUAUAGAUAAGAAUCGGAAGCGUUUCCAGAAUAAGUGGCAACUGGCCGAAGUGCAGCUCAGUCCCGACACCAACAAUGUUCUCCCAUCAGCAUGCAUGAGCUCCGGCAGCAGCAGCUACCGAAAGACCGGCAAACGGAGGCCAUCGCGGCUAAUACUAGUCAAAGAGCACAAGGCCCUCAAGACGUUAGGCAUCAUCAUGGGCACCUUCACUGUGUGCUGGCUGCCGUUCUUCGUUGCCAAUAUCAUCAAUGCGUUUUACAGAGGCGUUCCUUCAGAGCGGAUAUUCCGUCUGUUAAACUGGCUGGGUUAUAUCAAUUCCGGUCUGAAUCCCAUCAUCUACUGCAGGAGUCCAGAGUUUCGAGCAGCAUUCAAGAGCCUGCUGGGUUGCUCUUGGCUGUCCACGCCGAGAUUCAACACUUUCUACAAAGAGCUGCAAACUCGAUGCUCCUGCUUUCUGUGGCAGGCUGAAUCCAGCACGACGGGAUCCAUCCACAAUUAUCAAAGUGGCAGGAUUGUGAGCACCAAGAGCCAGGACGGCGCUCAGGAAAACAUCAAAAGUGAGGAGCCAUCAGUCGGGCUUCACCAGUCCAAUGGCAACGCUCAGAUCAGUGACUCAUCCGAACCAGAAAUCAAACUAGUUCAGCUUCAGCUUCAGCUUCAGCUUCAGCUUCAGCUUCAGCUGUUCAUGCGUGUGCCUAACGAGCUGCAGAAAGCAUUUUGAACCAUCUAAAAAGGAAAAGGAUGGCUGAAAACUUUAAAAUGGCAAGUAAACAAAAAUGAACCAUUCUGCACCCGUGAUUCCUGCAGAAGACUGAGCGACGCACAGAACGGCAGGAUUAGAACCAGAACCUGAGCGAGGAAAGUGGACUAAGACGGACACGGCUCUUCCUCCUCCUCCUCAGAGCUGAUGGUCUUCGUCGGUGGGAGACAGAAGGCUGCAGCUCGACACGUCACUGCAGGAUCUCCUGCAUAUUGCUCCCAAUAAUCUGUCUGUUCCUAGAAGCUUUUUACAACUUCAAAUAAACAUUUGGUCCCUGUUUAUGUUGCGCGUGUUCCCAAAAGAGAUGACAAAUAUUAAUGUUGUAUAGCAUGUCUUCUAUUUAUGAUACUGACUCUGUCAUAAAACAUAUAUGAUGUCUAAUUUCAUAAAAGACAUUCUGGAAAGACUGUCAAUACCAAGGUAAAAAAAAAAGAAGAAAAAAA
Molecule: messenger RNA, 2348 nt
Organism: Thalassophryne amazonica
Lineage: Eukaryota; Metazoa; Chordata; Actinopteri; Batrachoidiformes; Batrachoididae
Gene: adrb3a
Product: adrenoceptor beta 3a
Exons: 5
Coding region: 484-1866 (460 amino acids)
Biological process (GO): norepinephrine-epinephrine-mediated vasodilation involved in regulation of systemic arterial blood pressure; adenylate cyclase-activating adrenergic receptor signaling pathway
Cellular component (GO): membrane
Molecular function (GO): beta3-adrenergic receptor activity; norepinephrine binding; epinephrine binding
Source: RefSeq, a predicted model, not a curated record